AUGACACUUACCAAAGGCUCAAGACUGUUCCACAUCUACAUACAUACCUUAAUUAAAGAAGAAAUACCUGAAGAGUUUCAUUACUGGCAUAACCGACGUGUCAUGCCGAUUUUCAUUGUCACAGAAGAAGGAUGGACCAGUACAAAAAACAACUUGAAAAUUGACAGUGGUGGUAACCAUAGCCUGCGUGGCAGGCGCAAAAAGCGAAGGGGGAGGGGGGAGGGAGAAAGGAAAAAGGGAAGGGAGCGCCUGCUCUAAGAGCCUAUGUUUUUGCAUAACGCCUACCAAUUUUCUAGUAAUCUGAUUACGCUUACUGUCAAUCAAGUGUCGCUACACUCGCCAGUGCAGAAAAACAUUACACUCACAGACUAAAGAAAUUCGCUUAGUUAUUCAGAUCCAGAAGGCACUUUCAAGAAAAUUGGAACCCUUAUUCAGCCGUAAUAAAAAAAGCUUUACGCUUCAAAAGAGGUCAAAGAAAUUGCGCUUGCAUCAGAGGGCAAAUCCUGCUGACCAGAAAACAAUAACUACAGUCAAUCGAUAUGUAUCUCAUGACCUCUCAGUGUGAAACAUGCGGCUAAAAUAACAUUUGCUCAGUAUAAAUGCAGAACCUUCCAGAGCAUAAUCUACCCAGCAGAUAAAAACAGCUUUAUUGGAAUAAGCAGCAUUUUGGCAUGAGGUAAAACCACCCUCUUUUAUUGCUAAGUUACAUCAGCCAAUGUCAUCAUUCGAUAAAUUGGCUAAAUCUUUCGCUGGGUAGCCCAACAAUUCCAUCUCCUGCAACUGGUCUUCGAUAAUACUUUUCAGUGGCUAAAUGACGAGAAUCGCGGCAUUGCCAUUUAGCACGUAGUUCUUUGCGCGUACAAACAUUUGGUAAAUUAAACUCUUGCUGUAUCCGGUCCGCAAAACCGCCAGAACAUCUCUGUCGGCUAAAAGAGCCCUUACUGCUGAUUCUUGCUCUGGUUUUAAAACAGUUUCUCUACCACUAGAUAAAUUCAUUCACAUCUCUGCACUCUCUACGACAACCACGUCUACCGCUGCCAUCUCGACUGUUUGUUGAUUAAUGAAACGCGCAUUUCAAUAUGUUACUCAUUACGGCUCAGCCAAUCAGGAAUUUGUGGACGACAGCGUCCGCAGAUAUGAACAAAAGGGGGUUCUUAGAGCAGGCGUCCCCUCCCCCUCUCCCCAAUCCCCCUCCCCUUUUUCCCUUCCUCCCUAUCCCCUACCCCUACCCCUUUCGACGCCUGCUACGCAGGCUAUGGUAACCAUGGCUACAGUAACCAAUUCCCUGAUAUGCACCCCUUUUUUCUUGCCCAAGGACCUGCAUUCAAAGAAGGCUUUGUUUCAGAACCAUUUGAAAAUGUGAAUAUAUACUCUCUUACGUGUCAUUUACUGGGCAUUGAACCAAUGCCAAACAAUGGCUCAUUACAAGCAGUGCAGCAUCUGUUAAAGGAACACAAACACGAUUAUACAGUGUUGAUAGUAGUCAGUGUAAUUUCUGUUUUAGUUCUUUUGUUAAUGACUUAUGGUAUUGUCUCAUUUUGUGUCAAAAAUCAUUGUAGAUUAAGGCAGUAUGGCCAUAUAUAUGACUUAGGAACAUCAGAAUUGUUUGAUUUGUAG
This is a messenger RNA of Porites lobata, 1617 nucleotides long. NCBI's taxonomy places the organism in Eukaryota, Metazoa, Cnidaria, Anthozoa, Scleractinia, Poritidae. The record is from the annotation of a GenBank genome assembly.